Molecule: messenger RNA, 3036 nt
Organism: Symbiodinium necroappetens
Lineage: Eukaryota; Dinophyceae; Suessiales; Symbiodiniaceae
Source: the annotation of a GenBank genome assembly
AUGGCUCCUGUGAAGGUCGGUGGCUCAGUCAAGCCGCGCAUGCUUAUCGUGGAUCGUGUCACGGAGACAUGUGACAUCAGCAUGAAGCCAAGUCGUGUCAAGAAAGGCUGGAUGCCGCCGCCUCAAACGCAGUGGAUUGUGCUUCGCCCUGACGAAACCUGUGAAGAGUACCUUGCUCGUGCCCUCAUCAAGUUUGACGACUGCUCCCUGGUUGCUGUCGUCGAUGCAACGCGUACAAGUGGUGGCAAGACGACGCCUGGUGGCAAGACGACGCCUUGCUACGACAACAGUGCUGUUACUCGCUUGAACCGACAAAAAGCCACUGCCGUCGCCGCCUCACCUCCUGCGGUUCCUUCCACGCAGAUUGACGCUGAGUCCAUGGAUGUAGAGGCCAAGGCCGAUGAAGAUGGAGGAGAAGAGCAGAAGAAGAAUCUGAAGCAUGUCUUCGGCUUUCAACUCGAUCAACCUUGCGCCGUCCGAGGAGGCUCCCGAUCACUUACGAGUGGACCGGUGGCAGCCAAGUUUCGCUGGACAGAAGCCCAGCUGGAAAUGCAAGCGUUGCGCCGCUCUCUAUGGCUCGUGCAAGACACCAACGGACACGAUCCGGUUGAGAUUGUGUGGCUUGCUGCUGCAAAUCAGGCUGGAACCGUCAGGAUGUUCAUUUGCAGAACUUGCAAGCGCAUGACCCAUCUUCCUAAGCUGUUCAAGAAAGCAUGCUCGGGAGUUGCUUUGGUGGAUGCUCGCCGCGUCCGCCGGCUAGUCAGUUGCCUUGCGCAAGAUGCCUGGUCAACCUGCGCAUGGACUCUGGCUGUGGAAAGGCGGCUCAGCUUCUGCCUCACUCGAAGUGGCGACCGUAAAGCCUUCAAGGAAAUCUGUUUCGGCAGGGACUCUCUUGAUGCCGUUGAGCGUAUGGCGCGGAAACGCAAACUUCAGUUCUAUGCUGCUAGGCCGUCCCUUCGAUCUGAUGGCCAUCCCACUGCUGGGUUGGCAGUCAUUGCCAAGUGGCUGCUUGCUCCCGAGAAGCUGCAGAGCUACGCUGAGAAAGCCUUGAUGAUAGGUGAUUGGAACCUCGUUCCAAACUCCAUUCCGGUGGUAGACUUCAUUGUCGCUCUUGCAGACGACACGGCGCUUGUAGCAGAGGUGCAGGCCCUUCGAGCUGAAAUCCGGCAACGCCAGGCUUCCUUGGAGGAGCAACGUGCCGAGAUCUUGGCCCUGCGGGAUGCCCGGCAGCUGCAGACCAGCGGCUGGGUGACGCGAACGGAGUUCAACACGCAGGUGGCCGCCCUGCAAGCCACGGAUUACAGCCUGGGUGGUGCCAUGGACUCCGCCUGGCUCUGCCUCUGCGGUGCCCUUGUCAUGUUCAUGCAUGCUGGCUUCGCAAUGUUGGAGACCGGCAGCUGCCGCGUGAAGAAUGCUUCCAACGUUUUGAUGAAGAACUUGGUGAACGUGUGCGUGGGUACACUGGGCUGGUGGGUCUUUGGCUGGGCUUUUGCCUAUGGCAGUCAGGGUACACCUGCUAACGGCUUCAUCGGGACAGACGGCUUCUUCGGCAUCGGAUUCUACACCAUUGAUGCUACCACCGGUGUCAUCUCGCCCCUGGCAUCGUGUGAUGCAGACGGAUGCCAGAGCACGAUGCUGAGCUGGUUCUUCCAGUGGGCAUUCUGUACUGCCGGCGCGACCAUCGUGAGUGGUGGCGUGGCGGAGCGUGUGAAGAGCCCCACUUAUGCGGUGUAUGCCUUCUUUAUGGCGAGCUUUAUCUACCCGAUCAUCGUCGCAUGGUCGUGGGGUGGAGGAUUCUUGGCCACCAUCACCUCAGUUGGUUACAUGGAUUUCGCGGGCAGCGGAGUUGUGCACUUGACGGGCGGUGUCAGUGCUCUGGCAGGCACGAUCGUGCUCGGCCCGCGCAAGGGUCGCUUCGAGAACCCGGAAGAGUUCGAGUGCCACAACUUGCCUCUGGUGGUGCUGGGCACCUUUGCGCUCUGGUUCGGAUGGUAUGGCUUCAACCCGGGCUCCACACUUGGCAUGCACGAUGGGGCCACAGGAGCUUUGGCAGCCCAAGUGGCUAUGAACACCACGCUGGCUGCUGCCACCGGCGGCAUUACGGUCUUCCUGCUGCGUUAUGUCAUCACGAAGAAGUACGAUGUCGGUGGCCUCUGCAACGGUAUCCUGGCUGGUCUUGUGUCCAUCACCGCUGGAUGCGGCAACGUGGAGUGCGGCAGCGCCUUCGCCAUCGGAUUGGUUGGUGCUUUCGUGUACGAGGGCUCUUCCAUGCUCUUGCAGAAGCUGAAGAUCGACGACCCUGUGGAUGCCAGCCCGGUGCACGGCUUCUGUGGCAUCUGGGGCGUGCUGGCGGCCGGCUUCCUCGACUGGGGCAAGGGCAUUGACCAGUACCACGGUUGGUCAGGAUGGGGCUGCGUGACCGAGGGCACUGCCUGCAAGACCGGUUUGGGCGGUGACGCCAUCGGCGCGCAGUUCGCUUUGAUCGGCAUGGUCAUCGUCUGGUCCGGCACGCUCUCCGGCCUCGCCUUCUUCGUCCUCAAGCUCACGGGGCUCCUCCGAAUCUCCGAGGAGGUGGAAGCCGUGGGCAUCGACACCCAGAGCGACACCUUGCUUCCUUUCGCACGCCGAAGUGGUAAGCAUAUCCCGUUCCGCCAGGUCAUAAUGAGAGGCUGCCUGCUCUUCACUGUUGGCCUGGCGAGCGUGAGUGCCGAUGUCUUCAACGAGAUGGAGUCUUUGCGUGCUGAAGUCUUGGCGCAAAGGCAGCUGAUCAAGGACCAACAGGAGCGCUUCCAGACGUUGGUGGACCCUCGCAGGCUUCAAACCUCUGGCUUGCUUACAACAGCUACAUUUGAUGCUGAGGUGCAGACGCUGAAGAACACGCAAUACAGCAUGGGCGGUGCGAUGGACUCCGCCUGGCUCUGCCUCUGCGGUGCUCUUGUCAUGUUCAUGCAUGCUGGCUUCGCAAUGUUGGAGACCGGCAGCUGCCGCGCAAAGAACGCAUCCAACGUUCUCAUGAAGAACUUGGUCAAUGUUACG